ACCAGUCCACGUGAGGACCUGAAGAUUAACACACGCAAAGCCGAGCCCUGCAGCUCCCCUAGAAGCCAGGACUGAGGGAUCCCGAGAGGCGCCCCCAGAGCUCCGAAGGCUCCUCCCUCGUCCCGCAGUCCUGCGCCCCACCGCCCUGCGUUGGCCUCACCUGUCAAACCGAUCUGUCACUGCCUGCAGGACCCAGCCCUUCCUCGCCUUCUGCCAGGCCCCAGGCCCGCGGCGACACUGAGAAGAUGGGCAGCCGGCCCCGCAGCCCCAGCGCCUCCCCUGCGGACCAGUGGGGACCGCAGCCCGGAGGACCGGGCCCUGCUAAGCGCCGGCGAAUGGAGGAGCCCGCGGGCCACGAGUUCGAGGAGGCGUCCGGCCCGGACAACGUGACAGGAACCCCGGCCACAGGCGCACUCACCUCCCUGGUGGUUCUGGCCGACGGCUGUGCCCUGCACGUGCCCCUGGACGACGUCGACCUGGUGCUGGAGCCCGAGCCAACGUCCGUGAUGCAGGUGUCUCUCGGAGAUCGCAUCCUCAUGCUGGUCCCUCGAUCUCUCCUGGGCUCUGGCAUUGAAAUCCUGGGAGGGCAGGGCCACUCAGCUCUUGUCCUGGAACAGGGCGGUUUCCCGAGCGGUCUCAAGGAGUGCAUCGCCCUCGAGCAGGGAUUCUUCUAUGGAUCUGUCCCAGAGAUCGCUGGCCAAGAAGAGGUCUACGGGGAGGACGCAGACGCCGAGUUCCUUUUGGCUGGGAUGGAUGCAGCAGCCAGCUCAGUUACUGGGCUCCUCCUCUCCGCUGGAAGGGCGUCCGACCCCAAACUGUUGGGCCUAGUCCCAGAGCCCUCGCCUUGGGGCCCCAACACUAGUCCAGAGAGACGCUCUCCUCACCACGACGACAACCUGGACCUCCACCUUCCGGAGCCCUUCCCCGACUCACCACUCCAACCUCUACCUCCCUCUCCUUGUCCAGGUCCUCACGAGCGCCCCCAAUGCCCGCUUGGUACUCCGUGCAAGGCCUAGAGAUGCCUGUUCCAGGAAUGAACUUCCUCCCACAAUUCCUGGCCACCGGCUGCGGACCAGGACAGAGUCUUGCUAAGGGUUGUGUGUACACUGCACACCUGAUAAGAAUCACAACGGACAGAUGCCUUUUGGAUGCACGCUGCGUUUGAAAAUUUUGCAUCCAUGGCUGACUAAAACCCCGGGAAGAAAGCUCACCUGGGCAAAGAAAAGCCUCUUGAAAUACGUGUGCUUUCAGACAGCCCGGCAGCUGCUUAGAUUUUCUCUAGGCAGGGCACCUUUAAGCAGUUCUAUCCCCCCACCCCCUGUUUCCCUUCAAACCCAGGUGCCAGCACUUUUCUCUAAAGAGCCAUCCUUUCCCGGGUACCCUACCACUGCC
This is a messenger RNA of Balaenoptera acutorostrata (minke whale), 1392 nucleotides long. RefSeq names its product proline-rich protein 23A-like. The record is from RefSeq and is a predicted model, not a curated record. The transcript has a single exon. The coding region runs from base 246 to 1016 and encodes 256 amino acids. Lineage: Eukaryota; Metazoa; Chordata; Mammalia; Artiodactyla; Balaenopteridae.